Messenger RNA from Eruca vesicaria subsp. sativa (arugula), 429 nucleotides. Lineage: Eukaryota; Viridiplantae; Streptophyta; Magnoliopsida; Brassicales; Brassicaceae. The record is from the annotation of a GenBank genome assembly.
AUGAACCUCAUAGUUGUAUAUUCAGAUAGAUGUACUCAAGAUGAUGUUCCAAGUGAUGAGAACCUCUGUGAAGAAGACGAUUCCAAGUUGUCGUUGCAAUUAGCUAUUGUUGGUAGGCCUAACGUUGGGAAAUCAACAUUGUUAAAUGCAUUGUUGAAAGAAGAGCGUGUGUUGGUGGGUCCAGAAGCUGGUAUCACUAGAGAUGCUGUGAGAGUUCAGUUCGAGUUUCAGGGCAGGACCGUCUAUAUGGUUGACACUGAUGGUUGGCAAGAGAGAACUAAACGAGACAAAGGACCAGCGUCUUUAAGUAUCAUGCAGUCAAGAAAGAGUCUGAUGCGUGCACACAUUGUCGCUUUAGUUCUCGAUGCUGAAGAGGUUCUAUCAUAUUCAAACAUAGUUGCCUUCUUUCUGUUGCAAAAAUUAAAUUGA